AUGUCGAACUGGCUUGUGAAUGAAGUUCCUAAAUUCAUCAUAUUAUUGCUGUGGCUGGGAGUAAAUGCAUUUCUUUUUGUUUCCACCUUCCUCUUGUAUGAACGAGGGGAAGCAUAUAUCUAUACUCGGGCUCUUCUUGGGUCAACACUGGCUUGGGCAAGAGCCUCUGCAAUGUGUCUCAAUUUCAACUGCCUUUUGAUCCUGCUGCCUGUCAGUCGGAAUCUUAUCUCUUUCUUCCGAGCAUCAGGGAGUUGUUGCAGAAGCAAUGUCAGAAGAUACUUGGACAAAACCAUUACAUUUCACCGAAUGGUGGGCUACAUGAUUGUAUUACACACUGUUAUUCACAUCAUCGCACACUUGUUUAAUAUUGAACGAUAUCACAGGAGCUAUUCACCUGGUGCCAUGGAAAACUUACAAAUCAGACUUUCUACCAUUGGUCAGAACUGCAGUGAAGAAUAUCUGAAUCCCAUCAGAACAUACAAUACGAACCCAGUAAAAGAAUUAUUGAGUAGUAUAGCAGGGAUAUCGGGCAUCAUCAUUACAAUGGCUCUCAUUCUGAUGGUAACAUCAUCUACAGAAUUCAUCAUAAAGUCCUUUUAUGAGGUGUUUUGGUUCACUCACCACCUCUUCAUUAUUUUCUUCAUUGGCCUUGCUAUCCAUGGGGUAGGACGUAUUGUUCGAGGACAAACCUCUGAGAGUUUACGAGACCACAAUGUUACUUACUGCAAGGAUCACCAGAAAGAAUGGGGCGACAUUCCACAAUGCCCCAUACCACAAUUUGUUGGCAAUGAACCAGUAGCAUGGAAAUGGAUUGUGGGCCCUCUCUUCUUCUACAUCUGUGAAAAGUUGAUUCGCUUUUGUAGAUCCAUGCAAAACGUUGUCAUUACCAAGGUUAUAGUACAUCCUUCCAGAGUACUGGAGCUUCAAAUGAAAAAACAUGGCUUUCAUAGUCAUCCAGGCCAGUACAUCUUCCUCCAAUGUCCUGCAAUAUCUCACUUUCAAUGGCAUCCUUUCACUCUCACCUCUGCGCCUGAAGAAGAACAUUUCAGUGUACACAUAAGAACAGUGGGAGACUGGACAAUUGCAUUAUAUGAGGCCUGUGGAGCUAACAAAAAAGUUUUUCAGGAAGCAUGGACGAUGCCGAGAGUUGCAGUUGAUGGUCCUUUUGGCACUGCAAGCAAAGAUAUGUUCUAUUACGAAGUUAGUGUGUUCAUUGCUGCAGGAAUUGGAGUGACUCCUUUUGCCUCUGUGUUGAAAUCCAUUUGGUACAAGUACAAUGACCUAAAGAUGACAAUGAAGGUAAAAAGGGUCUAUUUUUAUUGGAUCUGCCGGGACACUAAUGCCUUUGAAUGGUUUGUUGAUCUUUUGCAAUCCCUGGAAGCACAAAUGAUUGAGAUAGGCAAGAGUGGCUUCCUGAGUUAUCACAUCUUUCUCACUGGUUGGGAUGAGUUUCAGGCUGCUCACAUUGCCAUGCAUUUCAAAGGUAACCAAGAUGUUAUCACAGGACUGAAACAGAAGACUUUCUAUGGCAGGCCGAACUGGAACAAGGAGUUCAAACAUUUUGCUGGCGAUCACCCUGGUGCCAGUAUCGGUGUAUUUUUCUGUGGACCCAAGGCCCUCUCCAGCGUUCUCCACAAGAUGUGCAACCUUUACUCGUCUGCUGACCCAAGAGGAGUCCAUUUCCACUACAAUAAGGAGAAUGGCUAA
Callorhinchus milii (elephant shark) is the source of this 1707-nucleotide messenger RNA. RefSeq names its product NADPH oxidase 3. Gene Ontology annotation, biological process: superoxide anion generation; defense response. The transcript has 13 exons. The record is from RefSeq and is a predicted model, not a curated record. Bases 1 to 1707 code for a protein of 568 amino acids. Gene Ontology annotation, molecular function: superoxide-generating NAD(P)H oxidase activity. Lineage: Eukaryota; Metazoa; Chordata; Chondrichthyes; Chimaeriformes; Callorhinchidae. Gene Ontology annotation, cellular component: NADPH oxidase complex; plasma membrane.